AUGUUGCAGAGUGAAGUGGUCUAUAGUGAGGUUGUCAUCAUUGGCGCAGGAUUAUCUGGGAUCAAUAUGGCCUGUCAACUUGAAAGGAAACUUGGAGUUACCGACUACGUGAUUUACGACCGCGCUCCUGAAAUUGGGGGGGCAUGGGCAGCCAACAAAUAUCCAGGGUGUGGGGUUGACAUACCUGGGGUGUUAUAUUCACUGUCGUGGUUCCCGAGUACAUCUUUCACCAGACCGUUCCCUGCACAGCACGAGAUAUUGGCUUACAUCAAACGGCUUGGGCUCUCCCAUAAAGUGCCCCACCGGACAAGGCUACAAACCGAGUGGGAAGGGGCCAAAUGGGUAGAAUCCUCCAAUACCUGGCACAUAUUCCUUCUGGACAUACAGACGCAAGAGAGGUUCGUACACGAAGCCAAGAUUCUGAUAUCUGCUGUUGGUGGUUAUACAAACCCAAAGCUUCCCCAGAUUGCUGGACUCGAGGACUUUGAAGGCCCCGUGAUUCACACAGCUCAAUGGGAACGAGAUUAUGAUCUUAAGGGGUUGAACGUCGUCGUUGUUGGCAACGGAUGCUCUGGUUCUCAAUUAGUUCCUGCAGUUAUUGAUGAUGUCAACACUGUGACUCAAUUCAUUCGUGGGCCGCAGCAUUAUGUGCCAAUGGCUGUAUGCAAUGAUCGUUUUACAAGGGGACUUCAAAUUUUGUUUCGCCUCCCUUUCGUCUUGCGAUUCUUGAGAUGGGUUGUCUUCUGGACACUUGAGACAGGGCUUAGUCAAUUUUGGAAUGACUCUCAAGGCAGACAAAUGAGAAAGAGCCGGCUAGCUUUGAACCAAUCAUAUAUCACGAAAAAUGCCCCUGAGGAAUAUUGGCCAUUACUCACUCCAGACUAUGAUCUAGGAUGCAAGAGGCGAAUAAUGGACAAGAAUUAUAUCAGCUCACUCCACAACCCAAAAAUGAAACUUGUCAAGGAUGCCAUUGGAACCGUCGGACCAAAGACUGUGACCACAAUCUCAGGUGAUGAGUAUCAAAUUGAUUUCAUUGUACUUGCGACAGGGUUUGAGUUCACACAAUGGCAAUCUCAAACCGUCAUUGGUCGGCAAGGGAAAACCCUGCAACAACACUGGAACAGUCUGGGUGGAAUUGGAGCUUUUCAAACUGUGGCGACAAAUGGAUUCCCGAAUAUGUUCUACUUGUUGGGGCCCAAUUCAGGUAGUGGCCAUACAUCGGUCCUUUUCUCGAUGGAGUGUGCGGUGAACCUUGUGAUUGACUUGAUUUCUCCAAUCAUCAAUCGCCGAGCCAAAUCGGUGGAAGUCCGAGAAAAAGCGGAAAUCAAGUGGUGUGAUACCAUUCAAUCUGCUUUGAGCAAUACAGUCCUGACGCAGAGCUGUUCUAACGUAAGUCUCCACAAUUAA
Penicillium longicatenatum is the source of this 1407-nucleotide messenger RNA. RefSeq names its product flavin-containing monooxygenase. The record is from RefSeq and is a predicted model, not a curated record. The transcript has 8 exons. Lineage: Eukaryota; Fungi; Ascomycota; Eurotiomycetes; Eurotiales; Aspergillaceae. Bases 1 to 1407 code for a protein of 468 amino acids.